Molecule: messenger RNA, 2794 nt
Organism: Castor canadensis (American beaver)
Lineage: Eukaryota; Metazoa; Chordata; Mammalia; Rodentia; Castoridae
Gene: Nucks1
Product: nuclear casein kinase and cyclin dependent kinase substrate 1
Biological process (GO): interstrand cross-link repair; double-strand break repair via homologous recombination
Cellular component (GO): cytoplasm
Molecular function (GO): single-stranded DNA binding; double-stranded DNA binding
Source: RefSeq, a predicted model, not a curated record
CGCGGCUUUGGCGCAUUUUCGGCUGGUUUGAUUCAUCCAUUUUGAAGAGACGGGGGAGCGGGGGGCUCGUCUGAUCCAAGGACCCCGAAUCAAGAAGCGGCGGAGUUUGAGACACCAGCAGCUAGGGGCUCGGCGGUAGCGGCUCCAUCGGCCGAAGUUCGGGGGGGGUGGGGCGCCGAGCGCGCGGGGUGGGGGGGGGUCCUGGUCUUUGGCUUCUCGACUCGGUCCUGUUUCGACAGCAAACAUGUCUCGGCCUGUCAGAAAUAGGAAGGUCGUUGAUUAUUCACAGUUUCAGGAAUCGGAUGAUGCAGAUGAAGAUUAUGGAAGAGAUUCAGGCCCUCCUGCUAAGAAGAUUCGAUCAUCUCCCCGAGAAGCUAAAAAUAAGAGACGAUCUGGAAAGAAUUCACAAGAAGAUAGUGAGGACUCAGAAGAAAAAGAUGUGAAGACCAAGAAGGAUGAUUCUCAUUCAGCAGAGGACAGCGAAGAUGAAAAAGAUGAUCAUAAAAAUGUACGCCAGCAACGGCAGGCAGCAUCUAAAGCAGCUUCUAAACAGAGAGAGAUGCUUAUGGAAGAUGUGGGCAGUGAGGAGGAGCCAGAGGAAGAGGAUGAGGCACCAUUCCAGGAGAAAGAUUCCGGUAGCGACGAAGAUUUCUUAAUGGAAGAUGAUGAUGAUAGUGACUAUGGCAGUUCAAAAAAGAAAAACAAAAAGAUGGUUAAGAAGUCCAAACCUGAGAGAAAAGAAAAGAAAAUGCCCAAACCCAGGCUAAAGGCUACAGUGACACCAAGUCCAGUGAAAGGCAAAGGGAAAGUGGGUCGCCCCACAGCUUCAAAGACAUCAAAGGAAAAGACUCCUUCUCCCAAAGAAGAUGACGAGGAACCAGAAAGUCCUCCAGAAAAGAAGACAUCUGCAAGUCCCCCACCUGAGAAAUCUGGGGAUGAAGGGUCUGAAGAUGAAGCCCAGUCUGGGGAGGAUUAAAAGUGAUAAUAGUUUGGGGAGAAGUUUUAUUAAAAAAAGAAGAAAAGAGGGGGAAAAGAGAGCCUACUUAAGAUAGAACAUGGUUUUGGCUAUGGCUUGAGUUACAGGCUUACAAUGCUUUUUUCCAUUUGUUGAAAAUAACCUCUCUCUCUUUCUCUCUCUGAAAAUCAUUGUAUGUUGAAGUGUUUAAGUUACCUUUUGGUCUGUUAGUCUUCUCUUUGCCACCCCUCCCCCCUUUUCCCAAUGAAAGCCAUGUCAAAUUAAUCACUGGAUUGACUGCUUCAUCUUUUUAUUUUUUUUAUUGGAAGGUAUACCACAGUUGUAAAGCAAUAAGAUUUGAGGUGAACACUAUGGAAACUUUGUUUUCUUUUGUUUUGUUUUGUUUUUGCUAAAGAGUAGCAAGUUAAAUAGUAAUCAAAAUGCAAAAAGGUGUUAGUUAAAAAUUAUUGCUUCUUCCUCUGCCUGGACUUUUAAAAAUCAUUUGUCAUCUAUAUGAGUUUAUAUGUCUAUAUACAUAAGUAUAACUGUCUAAAAAAAUCAUGACUCUAAACUUCCACUGAUGAAGCAGGUAGGAGAUAAAGAUGAAUUCUGAAUUGUUACUAAAAGUACUCAUAUUUUUUACCUUGGGCAUGGGAGGGAAUGGGGUUGGCUGAUCUUGUUUGGGGUGUGGGUUUUCUUUUUUUAUUUCAUCACUUGUUAUCUCAACAAGACUUGGAGCCAGUGAUCCUUUCAUUCUGCUUCAGUCUUUAAGGAGCUUAAAAAAUACAGGGGCUGCCAAACUGAAUUCACCCUUGAUUUCAUAUUUCAUUCUCUAAUGCUUCAUGUUUUUAAAAUGUAUAGUAUAUCCUGUUUUUGGAUAAGAUUUACCAAGGAUCAAAAAAAGCAAAAAGACACCUUAGAGUUUAAAUGGCAAGAUGAAUCUACAUAACACAGUGGAUUUCUUCUCAUACUGACAAUGUUUAGGUUUUUUAAAGAAAUAAAAUUUCAGUUAAUGUGAAGCUCAGUCACAAAGGGUUGAGAUUUUUUUUCCUUUGUUAAAACAGAGUUGAAAUUCUUUUGUGCUAUAAAUGAGCAUUCAGAUCCCAUGAACCACGCUGUUAUUAUUUGGGGAUAGAAUAUUUUUCCUUUUUAUACUCCAGUCUUCCCUUUUCUUUGUAGAAACAUGAUAUGAAGUACACCUCUCUGCUUCCUGCUGCUACACAGAGUGCCAGUGCAUACCCUGUCCCCAGUCCCUACCAGUUCUACUAGAGGACACUAUUUUUCUGGCUCUUCACUUACUGCCCAAAUGAGAAGUAUAAUGAAUGCUGCUUCUAUGCUGUUGAGUUUGUUUUUGCCAUAGUUUGCUUUUGCUUAAGGUCUUUUUGUCUGACCCUCUAGCUACUGUUUGUGUUUCUCAAAGCAGAAGACAGACUCAACAGGAUUUCAUAAAACAUGCAUUUUACGAUGCCCCUGUGCUGUUGAAAACAGACUUUUUACAUGCCUUAGGAAAGCAGCUGGGAGAUAGAUCUAUAGGUUUGAUCUUCCAUAUCCUGAUACCGUGAGCUAAUGGGAGCAAAGUUUAGAGGUCCUAGUAUGCCAAUAAACUGAAAUUUUAAUGAAAUUUAGUUUCUGCAUUUUUCCUGCAUUUAAUGUAGAUUUGCUUCUCCAAUAUCCUACUUUUGUAGUUUUUUUCUUUUAAGUUGACAGCAUGUUUUUCUCAGACAAUGUGGCUUUCUUGCAGGUAUUCUUAGGACAAAGGGUUAUUUUAGGAAUAUUUUUACUCUGGUUUUUAAGACACUUUAAAGAACAUUCUUAACUCUUGACUUUUUUUUUAAAAAA